AUGGCAUUAGAGAAAUCACCAUACCAAGAUCCACGUACGUUUAAGAUGACACCGGCAAUGAUUAGAGCCCGUAAGCCUUUUUUUGUAAGGAAUAUGAUCGGUCUUGCUGCUUUACUGGGUGUCACCGGUGGUGUAUAUGUUUACACAUACAAGUUCUUACACAAGGAUAAUGAUUUCGCAGACGUUCCAAUCCCACCUAUCGACGAGAAAGAACUGGCUCAAUUGAAAAAAGAAUACGAGGAACAUAAGAAACAAAGAGAUGCCAAAUAA
Molecule: messenger RNA, 270 nt
Organism: Maudiozyma barnettii
Lineage: Eukaryota; Fungi; Ascomycota; Saccharomycetes; Saccharomycetales; Saccharomycetaceae
Gene: COA3
Product: Coa3p
Exons: 1
Coding region: 1-270 (89 amino acids)
Biological process (GO): mitochondrial respiratory chain complex IV assembly
Cellular component (GO): mitochondrial inner membrane
Source: RefSeq, a predicted model, not a curated record